AUGGAGUAUAAGGAAAAGCCUGAGGGACCGUUCUUUGUUUCUUUUUACAUUACAAAUUUCACCGCAUCCGAUGAGUUAGCUUCGUACAAAAUAACUGUAACAGAUUUCUACGGCAAUUCUUACGAAUCAAAUGUUAUAAACACAAAUGGGCAUCGUCAAAUUAAUUUUCCAAACAACUACAUUGAGAUUAAUGAGGAAAGUGCCAUAAACGAUAUAGUUGAACAUUCCUUAAAAAUUGAAACCUUUGCAAAAGCAAAUAACAUUGACGAUAAUGACAACAAAGAGGAUAAUGCCACCUGUGAUGGCAAUUUUAUUUCUAUCGCAUCAGAAAACAUAAAAACUUUCCCGUUUUUACAUGAACAGUUAAUAAUUACCAAAAAUGUUAUAGUAUCUUAUAAAUACGAAGAAAAAAAGGAUGAACAGAAUAAUAAAGAAAAUACUGAAAAUGAAAAAUACAAAAAGAAAAAAAUUAAUGAAAAAGAAGAAAAAAAGAAAAAUAAAAAAAAAGACAAGGGCAAAAAUAAUUCAAAAGGGGAAUCGGACAAGUUGAAGAAUUGUAUAAAGACGGAUAUCAAUAUAAGCUUUUAUAUCACGUUCAACAUAAAUUCCUUGGUCGGACACUACUGCGGAAGAUCGAACUACAAUAUAAUGAACAUAAGGGUUGACGGGGUGUAUAACAUACCCGCGUCUGUCGGCGAGAAGAUACCAAAAAAAGCUGCUCUCUCUUUUCAAUUAAAGUUUCUCGACUUCUGUUUCACGGAUGGUACCCUUGAAGAAGAGACAGAACGUGAUAAGUAUAGCAUUAAGUGGGGUAAAAAUAAUAUAUACAAAUACCGAAAUAUAAAGGAAACUGAGUAUAUUUACAAUUUUUUGUUCUAUGAAUCAUUCGAUGUUAAUGCUUAUUUGCUAUGCUUUAAUGAAAAUAAAAAGCAAAAAGACGGAGCAUCCACCAAAAUGGUGGAAUGCUUAUGUGGAAUGUUCGAAGUUAACAUAUCAGACGUCAUAUCUAAUAGAGUCAUUAACUCAAAGUACAAACUGAAAAAUAUGAAUGCACCAAAAAAGGAAACCCAAACCAUACAAGACAGUAAAACUAGUGAAGACUUAUUCAUUUACAAUAAUGCCUAUGUUGUAUUAACCAUCGAAUUUUAUAAACCAAUAUGUUUAACAGGUAAGGACUCACUUUUCCUGCAUAAAAAUGGCAUAAUAGUGAAUAUCGUAGUGAAUAUCGUAGUGAAUAUCAUAGUGAAUAUCGUAGUGAAUAUCGUAGUGAAUAUCGUAGUGAAUAUCGUAGUGAAUAUCGUAGUGAAUAUCGUAGUGAAUAUCGUAUUAAUUCUUGAAGGCAUUUAUUUUGUCAAUAGUGAAAUUAAUAAACUGAAAAAGGAAGAUCAAAUAAAAAUUUACCAAAAAUCGAAAGAAUAUUUUUCCUUCUUAAAUAACUUGAAGGAAAAUGCUGCUUACAUUAGUUUGUACAACAGUGUGAAAAAUGUCAUGAUAAAAAUAAUGUACGAAAUUAUAAACAAAAAAAUUUAUAAAAAUUUUAAUCUACACGAGGAUAUUGCAUUUACGGACGAGGAAGAAGAGGAAGAACAACAGAAAGAACAGAAAGAACAACAGAAAGAACAGAAAGAACAGAAAGAACAGAAAGAACAACAGGAACAACAAAAGAGUGAUGCAGAACAAGAGGGACAGGUAAAAGAAGGAAAUCCAAGGAAUGGAAAAGGAAGCCCACAGGAAGAGCGGCAAAAACAGGAACACGAAAAACAGCCUCAACUGAUAAAGCAGCAACAUGUUCAGCAAAUACCGCAAGUGCCUGAACUAUGCGAGUGGAGCGAAAAGGAAAAUACCAUGUGUGAGGAAAACUUGAACUGCAUUUUUGCGCAUUUAUUUAAUCUUGUUCAGGAGUCGUCGAACAUAAUAAUAAACAGCUAUUUUGAAAAGCAAGAAAAUUUUAACAAUAAUGCUAUAGAUGAAAUAAAAAAAAAAAACAAUAUCAACGACUUGGAAAAGUACUUAUAUAAUAUUAUCAUGGAAAAUGAAUUUUUGUUGAAAGAGAAAAAGAAUGAACAUUUUUCCGAAGCAGUAUUAGUUCUACUUUUUAAAAAGCUGAUAAAUACACAUUAUGAAAACAACAAUAAAAAAAAAAUUAGCAAUAUGAACACAUUUGUGGAAAGUCAAAAUGAUAAUCAUCUUGUUAAUAUUAUAGAAAAUUAUACCGAAUAUGAAGAUAACUGCAAUGGGGAAAAUACUGUUCAUGAGAAUAAUUAUUUGUAUAAAAGGAAUGAAAAAAGAAAAAGCAAAAUACAAAGCCAGAACAAUAGCUUAACUGGGUUAAUAAAUACCAUUUGCGCAAAAAAUAAAAAUAAUUCUCCUAGCUUUUAUUUAUUUGAAUAUAUUGAACAUUUUGAGCAUAUAAUUUUAAAUAAGAAUAUAUUAACUCAAAAAAAGGAAUACUUUAAAGAAUGCAUACAACAGGAAGAUAUUAUAUUAAUUCUGAAUUUAGAACAAAAUAAACAUGUCAAAAAAUUAUUUACCGAUAUUAUUUACAAAUACGCUAAAAUUCUGCUAAUAACAAAUAACAUGGACAAUUUAAAUUGUAAAAAGGAAAGACAGCAAAUAUGCUAUAAACAGUAUCGUGCCUCCAAACAAAACAAUCCAAAUAACACAAACCCGGACUUUGCAAAUUAUUCGGAGUCUCACCAUGAUUAUGGUUUUCAUCAAAAUUAUGACUCUUAUGAAAAAUAUAUUAACAUCAAUAAAAUCGAGACCUGUGUGGGUUGUCUGUCAGCCUAUAUACAGCUAGCCAAUUUUGAAGACGUUGAAAGCAUUUUCAUUUUAAGUCUACUGUACUUAAAUAUUCAUAAAUAUAAAGAGGCGCUAAAUCUGGUUGGUUACCUAUUGGAAAUUAUAAAAAGGAGGAGAGCAGAAAAUAAAAAAAAAACUAACAAGAACACAAUUGAUAGAAAAAAAGCUGAUCACAUAACAGAUGACUGCAAAAAUGAGGACUACAAAAAUGAGGACUACAAAAACGAGGACUACAAAAAUGAGGACUGCAAAAACGAGGACUACAAAAAUGAGGACUACAAAAAUGAGGACUGCAAAAACGAGGACUGCAAAAACGAGAACUACAAAAAUGAGAACUACAAAAAUGAGAACUACAAAAAUGAGGACUGCAUAACAGAAAAACAAAUGGACUUGAAGAAUCUACAUUUAUACAGCACAUUCAACUACAACAAUUUAAAUAUAACUAAAGAAAUUUGUAUAUAUAUAAAAGCGCUGUGCUACUUUUUCCAACGCAAUUAUAUAUACUAUUAUAUUAACAUGUGCAUUCUUUUAAAUACGAAUGAAAAUGUUCUCAAAAGGGAAAUUGAAAAAAAUGUCAACUUGUUUCAAGAAGAUAAAGAAAAAAAUGUAAAUACGCAGUUCGACGGUAAAGAGAGUAUAAAGAAGGAAGAAGACUCGCCCAGGGAUGAGAAGAAAAAUAAGGGUUCCAAGAAGAGCAUCAGGAAAAAGGAACAGAUAGUAGCUGGAAGAGCGGGAGAAGUGAACAAAGAUGUUAACAAAGUAGACGAUGCUAACAAAGUAGACGAUGCUAACAAAGUAGACGAUGCUGACAAAGUAGACGAUGCUAACAAAGUAGACGAUGCUAACAAAGUAGACGAUGCUAACAAAGUAGACGAUGCUAACAAAGUAGACGAUGCUAACAAAGUAGACGAUGCUAACAAAGUAGACGAUGCUAACAAAGUAGACGAUGCUAACAAAGUAGACGAUGCUAACAAAGUAGACGAUGCUAACAAAGUAGACGAUGCUAACAAAGUAGACGAUGUUAACAAAGUAGAUGAUGUUAACAAAGUAGAUGAUGUGAACGAUGAGGAGGAGGCGAACAAGGAGAACACUUUAGAAGAAGCAAAAACAAAAACAAAAGGCAAAGCAAAAAAAAGGGGGCAGCAAACACCUACCAAUAACGGAAGCACAGCGGUUUUCCCUGAAAUUCGUGUAGACAACAUACCAUUGAAGGAUAAAUAUAUGAUUUUGUUUCUUAUAUAUUGCAUAAAAUUUAAUAUGUUAAAUAUUGUCAUGUACAUUUGUGAAAAUAAAAAUAAGUUUUUAACGGAAGUGUCCAUAAAUACUAAUUUGUACAAGCAAUUAACUAUUAGGGCAUUUUUUGCUAUUAAAGAUUAUGUAAAGUGUGUUGAGCUCAUUGAAGAAAGGAAAGAACACCUUAACAACUUAGACAUUCUUUAUAUUUAUGGUCAAAGUUUGUACAAGUUAAGGGAUUACGAAAAAUGUAUUGAGCCUUUAAAAAAUUAUUUAAAAUUAUGUACAAGCAAUAAUAUUUGCGCAAAAAUUUAUGUACAGUUAAGCAAAAUAUAUAUUUGUUUAAAUCUAUUUGAAGAGUGCAAAAUUAUGAUUAAGAAUUCAUUGCAAAUAUGUUCAACAAGUUAUGCUUAUAUAUACUUUGCUUAUUAUUAUUUAAGAAGAAAAAAAUAUUUGUUUGCAUAUAAACUGUUAUAUAAGUCGAAUGAAAUCAACAUUUUUAAUUACAAACUCUGGGCAUACCUAUCGAUAGUGUUCCUACACUUGAAUAUGAAGAGAGAAUCCGAUAGAAGUUUAAGUAAUUUCAUUAAAAUGAAAAAGUACAAUAAGGAUGUUAUUUCUGAUAUCAUCGCAGCAUACAAAAAACUUGGUUACGAGAAAGAAGAAAAACAAUUAUUAACAUUAUGUAAACAAAUGGAUUAA
Messenger RNA from Plasmodium malariae, 4737 nucleotides. RefSeq names its product conserved Plasmodium protein, unknown function. The transcript has 17 exons. Lineage: Eukaryota; Apicomplexa; Aconoidasida; Haemosporida; Plasmodiidae. Gene Ontology annotation, biological process: actin filament bundle assembly. Gene Ontology annotation, molecular function: actin filament binding. Gene Ontology annotation, cellular component: plasma membrane; actin cytoskeleton. The record is from RefSeq and is a predicted model, not a curated record. The coding region runs from base 1 to 4737 and encodes 1578 amino acids.